AUGACGGGAACUUGCAUGCCUUGGCUUGAUUGGGGGUCACGCAGCCUUGUUGUUCUGUGCCUGCCUACCGGUCAGGUGAAGCAAUUGCAAGUACCAGCAUUCCCUACUAUGGCGAACUUCUCAAGAUCUAGCUGCAAUAUUGAAUUGCAUGAUGAGAUCCUCUAUGCCAAAUGCGAAACCUCCUCGGGAGAAUACAGGGAGACCACACUGAACCUGGAUCAAUACAUCGGCAAUCAUUAUGGUAAAUUCGCGUGGGAAGGCCGAAACUACAGUAUGUCCGCCAGUCACACUCGGCUGGAAGGCACUGUUCUCCACGCUAGGUUGUACACCUCCGAUGGCGGAUGGCACGAAGAAUCUGUCGAUCUGGAAGAACGCAUUGCCAACAUCUGUGGCUAUCUUGCUUGCAUGGACCAAUCACUGGACCGUACGAUGACGCGAGAAGAGUCAGGGAUAAUGUCAUAUCACACGGGGCCAGAAUUCAUGAAUCAGAUGGCAAGACAGGAGAGAGACGCAAAUGAAGGUGCAGCGAUAGAAGCAAGAAGAGCUCUCCUAGCCCGAACAAUCUCAGACAAGCCGCUCUUCAAACACGAACCCCUGUGUAGUGAACGUAACUUUCGCUUGCUCCGAAUUGCAUCUCCAGGUGAGGACGCAGAUAUUGUAGAAUGCUCAAUCAUUGAAGUCGACAUGGCUACGUGCCCAAAGUUCGCUGCUCUGUCUUACACAUGGGGGAGCCCCUUUCCUCCAACAGCCCCCAAGGUCGAGGAUACCUAUCAGAAGAACGUAAGGAUCCGCUGCAAUGGCCGGCCACUGGAAAUCGGGCAGAACCUUUACGAAGCGCUUCGCCGACUUCGAGGCAAAGUGCCCGAGGAGCCGCAAGACCGCACAGCGUCCACUGCUCUCAUGAAAGCAGCGUGGAACAACGUUCUUGUGGAGGUGGAGAAGCUGCUACGAGAAGGGGCCGACAUACAUGCCCGUGAUGGAGAAAGUCGGACCGCUCUACAUCAUGCUGCUCGUAUGGCUCAUGUUGACAUUGUAAAAGCUCUGGUUCUAGCUGGUAGUGACAUGGAUGCAACCGACGAGUGGGGCGACACACCCAUAGAACUUGCUCGCAAGGAAGCAAGAAACUCCCAUCAACCUCAAUGGCGAGACACUGAACGAUUCCUUUCCCAGAGAAUGGGUGCUGUAUACGGCAAAAACACCGUUCUUCGGCCUAAGGUCACUGAGCUCGAGUAUUUCUGGAUAGAUGCUAUCUGUAUCAAUCAAGCAGACGACUCAGAAAAAGCAUUGCAAGUCGCUCAGAUGGGUGAGAUAUUCCAAGCUGCAGAGCAUGUCAUCAUAUGGCUUGGCCGAGAGUUUCACGAUCGACAUGACAAUACAGAGGAGAUUCUGCAAGGUUCUUGGAGAUUGGAGUUUGCUAGAGAGGCAGACCAAAUCCCUCCAGAUGUUUUGCAAGACUUGGUUAAGGAUCCCGUAGCUGGACUUGUGGUUUCACAAAGCUCGAAAAUUAGGCUUGCCGCCGUCGAUUGGCUGAACACUAAUGGACAAGAGAGAAUCGACAAUUGGAUGCUUGGAGUACCGCUGUUUCAAAGAGCCUGGUUCAAUAGAGCUUGGAUUCUGCAAGAAGUCUUCAUGGCGAAAGACCUAACAGUAGUGUGUGGACCAUACUUACUACCUUGGGAUUUAUUCGUCUUCCUGUCGAUCAUCGUUGAAGCCUGUCGUCUUGUAUCGCUUGAUGGCAGCUUUGGCUACAUGUUUGGUAUUAAAAGAGAUCUCUGCGCCACUGGAUAUGCUCGAGCAGCAUACCUCAGUGGCAAACCACAUCUGAGCGAGAUACCAGCCAUUAGCCUUCAUCGACAGAGGAUGGCUUUCAAACGAGAAGGCCGGCUGUCCAUGAUGCCAGCUUUGAACUUGAGUCGGCAUCAGCAGUGCGCUGAUGCGAGAGACAAAGUUUAUGCUGUUCUUGAUUUCGCUUCAAUACAGUAUCCGACAACACGAGGGCCAAGGAGCAUUGUACCUGACUACACAAGGUCGGCGAGAGAUUUGUUUCUGGAAGUUGGGAAGAGCCUGCUUGCUAUGCAUGGGCCUUCUGCGCUAUCGCUGAGCGGCAAGAGCAAGCACGAGCGGCGCAAGGGGUUGCCAUCCUGGCUACCGGAUUUGGACAAUCUAACCCCUGUCAGUAUUAGAGGUAUCGAUACCAAUGCGUUGCACGACACGCAGGUACAGAUUCUUGAUGCCAAAUUUGACCAAGAAGACGGCUCGCUCUACACCUCGACAGUACGCAUCACACCACAGAAUGAGCUUCUAGUGCGCGCCUACAUCUGGGACACAGUCUCUGAGACGGCUGACACGGGACUCAACGAUGUAGGUGCCGACUUAUCCGGACUCAGGAGGUGGCUUAAACUGGUUUUCAAGCUAGAGCUAUCUUCAGAGCAAAGACGUCGAGCUCUAUGGCGCACACUGAUCGAAGACGCAACAGCCACAACACCUGAUGGGCCAUUACCGUACGGAUUGACCGACGAGAGUUUCAAAGGCUGGCUCACAUUCGUCUGCAUCAGCGCGGCACUGGGCCACCACGAGAACUUCCCAAUCACUCGCCGGUCAGCACAGGACUACGACAAGUACUAUCACGAGAAAACCAACCGACCUGAACCGCUCAUAAAAGCAAUCAUCAAGGAGACAGAGUGUCACCUCGCAGCCCUCGGGCUACCAUGGUCUCGCGGUGACGCACGCCUUCGGAACGACCUUGAUCUGUACUCGAGCAAUAACUCAGCAUCCCACGCCUUGUGCUCGCUGGCCAUUUACUCCGCAAUGCCCUUCGUAUAUUUCGUUGGCAGAAAUGAUACAUCAAGACGGGUGCUUCGGACAGAGACGCAUAAUGUUUUGGGCACGGGAUCGGAACUGGUACAAGCGGGUGAUGCGAUUUGUAUCGUCGAUGGUGCUAGUGUUCCGUAUCUGAUAAGACCGACGACAGAGGGGAAGUAUGAGCUGAUUGGCGAGGCAUAUCUGUAUAGCGUUGACACAAUGCCAAUUCAAAGGCGCGAUGCGGGGAUGUAA
Messenger RNA from Boeremia exigua, 3054 nucleotides. RefSeq lists its product as uncharacterized. Gene Ontology annotation, molecular function: protein binding. The record is from RefSeq and is a predicted model, not a curated record. The coding region runs from base 1 to 3054 and encodes 1017 amino acids. NCBI's taxonomy places the organism in Eukaryota, Fungi, Ascomycota, Dothideomycetes, Pleosporales, Didymellaceae. The transcript has 6 exons.